AUGAAUCGUAAACGUGAUGAUUUAGAAUGUAAUGAUCAAGAUGACAAUGGAUUAGGUCCAAUGACUAAAAGGAUCAAAAGUCCAUUGCCACCAGUCAAUCAAUUACAUCUGAACGAUAUAAAUGAUGAAAGUAGAUUAUUGAAGAAUAAACAAGUGACAAAUACGAAAGAUGUUGACACAAUUGAACAAAAUGGUCAUACUAGAUUAACUAUUAUUUCCAAUUUACCACCACAGUCUUCAUCAGAAGUAUGUCACAAUCGAAAACGACGAUCUCGUACUUCACAAGAGUUGUUCAAAAACAAUGCAACAACAGAUUCGUCAGCAUCUUUUGAAACAACUAGUGUAAAUGGUCAAUCGAGAAAAAAAUCUGAUCUUUCUUGUGUCGUUUGUUGUGGUUUGGCACAUGGAUAUAAUUUUGAUGCAAUCUCAUGUGAAUCUUGUAAAGCAUUUUUUCGACGAAAUGCUCUAUUCAAUAUGGAUCGAUUAAAAUGUCGACGUGACGGGUCUUGUGAUAUAACAUUAGAAACACGACGUCGAUGUAAAUCAUGUCGAUUAAAAAAAUGUUUUGCAGUUGGUAUGCGUAAAGAAUGGAUAUUAACUGAAGAAGAAAAAUUAAAUAAAAAACGUCGUAUAGAAGAAAAUAGACGAUUACGCCUGGUCAAUAAUACCGAUGAACCUUUAUCAUCAAAAGAAACACUCAAUUCAACUGGAAAUCUUAAUUUAGAUUUGAAAAGUCUUGUUCUAAAUAAAAAUAAAACUGCAUCAUUAGAUUCAACAUCAUUCAAUCAAAAAAAUGAUACUAUUGUAAAUGUUGUUGAAGCAUUUGAUGCUGGUUUUAAAUUAGAUCCUAUUAGUUAUGGUUGGUCAUAUCCAUUAGCAAAAAAAAUUACCGCUUUAUGUCAGAUACUUAAUACAAAAAAUACAACAGCACUUCGUCUUAUUAGUUUUUACAAAAGAUUACCAGAAUUUGAUGCUCUCAAUGAGAUAGAUAAAGUCAACCUUAUAAAAAAUAAUUUAUCUCAUGUUUUCAUAUUUCAUGGAUCUCUUGGAUAUGAUCCAAUCAAUGACAUUUAUCAUGAAGGAAGUCCUUCACAUGAAAAUCUUCUAUAUGGUGCUGAUAUUCGUGAAGGACAUGGUGAUGAUAUUUACCUGCGUUGUACAUCAAUAAUGCGUUCAUUACAUUCAAUUGUUCAAAUAGAUCAACGAAUCAUACAAUUAGCACUUAUUAUAAUACUUUUUUCAAAAGGUCUUCCCGGUAUAAUAAAUUUCAGUGAACCACUAUUAAAUAAUUCUCAAGAAGUAUUUCAAGCACAAAAUUUUUAUGUUGAACAGUUAUGGUUAUUUAUGGAAAAGUCGUAUGGACCAUCUCGAACUGUUCUUAUAUUUUCGACAUUGAUCAGUAAAUGUUUACUUGUUCAAGAACUUCUUCGUGAUAUUCAAAGAGAUUUACAUGAAAAAGUAGAUCCAAAUCAAGUACCACCUAUUAUACGGACUCUUAUGCAUUUUUCCUAA
Adineta steineri is the source of this 1512-nucleotide messenger RNA. NCBI's taxonomy places the organism in Eukaryota, Metazoa, Rotifera, Eurotatoria, Adinetida, Adinetidae. The record is from the annotation of a GenBank genome assembly.